Messenger RNA from Cannabis sativa, 2525 nucleotides. RefSeq names its product probable NOT transcription complex subunit VIP2. The coding region runs from base 350 to 2359 and encodes 669 amino acids. Gene Ontology annotation, biological process: nuclear-transcribed mRNA poly(A) tail shortening; regulation of DNA-templated transcription. The transcript is spliced from 14 exons. NCBI's taxonomy places the organism in Eukaryota, Viridiplantae, Streptophyta, Magnoliopsida, Rosales, Cannabaceae. The record is from RefSeq and is a predicted model, not a curated record. Gene Ontology annotation, cellular component: CCR4-NOT core complex; P-body.
UCCUUCAUUAUAAAUUCCAUUAUUUGCCAUCUAUUUUUUCUGAUGUCGAAGGAAAAAGCUCAGACCUAGAAACCAUCCAUAUUCGAUCUCCGCACUCUUCCCCAACCUCAUCUCUCCCCUAUUCACUCAUCUUUUUCCCUUACUCUAACCCUAAUAUCCACACUCCAUCACCAGAUCUGCUCCCUACUUACUCCCCACACUGUUUACUUUCUUCUCUUUUGUAUUCUGCGAAGGUCCGCUCCUCACUCUAGGUUGAAAAUUUUAUAGAUUGAAGUUUCAAAUCGUUCUCUGACUUUUUUGACUCUCAAUACAGAGCAAGGACUGUUCAUGACAUUUUAAUGCUCAUGCAAUGUCGGGUCUACUAAAUUCCUCUUUGAAUGGAUCAACAACAAAUCUUCAAGAUAGCACUGGACGAUCUUUUGCAACAUCUUUCUCGAGUCAGUCUGGUGCUGGAUCCCCUGGUUUUCAUCACACUGGAAAUAUGCCGGGGCUACAUAACAUCCAUGGCAGCUUUAAUGUUCCUACCAUGCCAGGUGCACUAACAUCAAGAAAUUCAACAAUGAAUAAUGUUCCUUCUGGUGGGGUUCAACAACCUACUGGAAGUCUCUCUAGUGGACGAUUUACAUCAAAUAGUCUUCCUGGUGGUAUCCCUCAGUUACAACACGGUAGCUCUCAUGGUCAUUCAGGGGUCUCAAAUAGAGGAGGUAUAAGUGUUGUAAACCCUGGAUUCAGUAGUAGCACAAAUGGAGUUGGUGGUUCUAUUCCGGGCAUUCUCCCGACCUCUGCUGCAAUUGGUAAUCGGAAUGCUGUUCAACAAUUGGGUGUAUCACCAAUUUUAGGAAAUGCAGGAUCUCGGAUUUCUAGUUCUAUGGGGAACAUGGUUGGUGGGGGAAACAUUGGAAGAAGUAUUAGCUCUGGUGGAGGGAUAUCGGUUCCUGGUCUUGCUUCUCGACUUAAUCUAGGUGCUAAUAGUGGAUCUGGAAGUCUAAGUGUACAAGGCCAAAGUAGAUUGAUGAGCGGUGUUCUUCCACAAGGUUCAGGAUCUCCCCAGGUGAUUUCUAUGCUAGGAAAUUCUUAUCCAAGUGCUGGAGGCCCACUUUCACAAAGUCAUGUCCAAGUCAAUAAUCUAAGCUCAAUGGGGAUGUUGAAUGAUGUCAAUUCAAAUGACAGUUCACCUUUUGACUUAAAUGACUUUCCCCAGUUGACAAGUCGUCCUAGUUCUGCAGGAGGACCGCAAGGACAGCUGGGUUCAUUACGAAAACAAGGUCUUGGUGUUAGUCCUAUUGUUCAACAAAAUCAAGAGUUCAGCAUCCAAAAUGAAGAUUUCCCUGCUUUACCAGGAUUUAAAGGUGGUAGUGCUGAUUAUCCAAUGGAGAUGCACCAGAAAGACCAACUUCACGACAACCCAAUGUCCAUGAUGCAAUCUCAGCAUUUUCCUAUGGGGAGGUCUUCUGGAUUCAAUCUUGGUGGAACGUAUUCAUCUCAUCGUCCUCAGCAGCAACAGCAACACGCUCCAUCAGUUAGUAGUAGUGGUGUCUCCUUCACACCUGGAAACAAUCAGGAUCUUCUGCAUCUACACGGCUCGGAUAUGUUUCCUUCACAUUCAACCUAUCAUUCCCAGAGUAGCGGUCCUCCUGGUAUUGGAUUAAGGCCUUUGAACUCCCCAAGCUCUGUUUCGGGCAUGGGAUCUGGCAUGGGAUCUUAUGACCAACUUAUCCAGCAGUAUCAGCAACACCAGAACCAGUCACAGUUUCGACUCCAACAAAUGUCAGCUGUUAAUCAGUCAUUUAAGGAUCAGGGAUUAAAAUCCAUGCAAGCAGCUCAGUCUGCACCAGAUCGAUAUGGUUUGCUUGGUUUGUUAAGUGUGAUUAGGAUGAGUGAUCCUGAUCUAACGUCACUUGCCCUUGGAAUUGAUUUGACGACAUUAGGUUUAAAUUUGAAUUCAACGGAAAAUCUUCACAAAACUUUUGGUUCUCCUUGGUCAGACGAGCCAGCUAAGGGUGAUCCAGAAUUCAACGUGCCACAAUGUUACUAUGCUAAACAACCACCUUCUUUACAUCAAGGAUACUUUGCAAAGUUCACAGUAGAAACUUUAUUCUAUAUCUUUUACAGUAUGCCUAAGGAUGAAGCCCAAUUAUAUGCUGCUAAUGAACUUUAUAACAGAGGCUGGUUUUAUCACAAGGAACACCGUUUGUGGUUCAUUAGAGUCCCCAACAUGGAGCCACUUGUCAAAACAAACACCUACGAGAGAGGAUCCUAUCAUUGUUUUGAUCCGAACACAUUUGAAACUGCCCGAAAGGAUAAUUUCGUGCUUCAUUAUGAGAUGUUGGAAAAAAGACCGGUUGUACCUCAACAUUAACAGAUGCUCCGUGUUUUGUAAAGUUUCAUUGUAUCUGUAGUUGAUACUAUACUAAUAAUUAGAAACUCAGUUCGAUGCUUUGAUAUCUUCUUUCAUUUUCACAAGUUGUAAUCAAAAGUAUUGUUGUUAUUUUUUUUGCAAUUAUUUAGCUGUGUAGCUUCAUCUA